AUGGAAGCUGGGGAAUGUUCCGCGAUUGGGGGAGAGGGCGACGGCAUCUGGGCAAAGCUCGGUAUCCUCCCCCUCCCUAACUCCCAGUUAAUCUCCGGAACGCAAUAUUCACAGCUUUCUCGAUUUUAUUUUUGUUCGGUGAUUAUUGGUCGAAUUCAGAGGCGGAUUGUUCUUCUGGCCUGCCUCCCGAUGAAGGGAGCAGAGCUAAAAAUGGCCAACGUGUGGAGCGUACUGGAAACGCCAUCGAUGUUCUCUAAGUUCGAGAUAGAAACCCGAAAGAAAACUCUUCACUUCGGUUGACUAUUUUGUUUUUUUUGGUCAUUUGCAGUACCUACCGACGCUCAAUGUUCGGGCAUUGACAUAACUUCAGGAGAUAUGGUAAUACACUCAGAGGUGACUUGCUUUUCAAGCAAGAAGCAAAGCUGGUGCCUGAUAGAAAAGGUUCCACACUCGGGCAAGGCGACAAUAAAAAACAUCAGGUUUGUUUCCUGAUUGGUCGAAUUUUCUUCUCAUCUGAAUUUUUUUCGUCGUUAUGCUUCCUAAUGCUGUUUCCUCAUCGAAGAUCAUCGAGCAAGACUUCGAAAGAAAAACUUUUGCUGUGUUCUUGGAAAAACAUACUGCUUUCCAAAUUUGGAACCCGAAUUUUUUUUAUAACACGAGAAGAAUGAAAGCUUUAGUUCUUGAUUGAUGUCAAAAUGUGGCUUCAAAUCAAAAUGUCAAGAAUUUUUUAGCAUUGCUUGCAUAUACUCCAUCCUGUUUGCGGGGAUGCAUUUUAUUCAGAGAAGGGAUAAGGGUGUUGAGAGCUUUAGAGUGACAGCUGAUUCACCAAGAGAUCAGAUUGGGAUAGUAAAAUUUUAGACCUCAAUGCCUUUCGAUCAGCCUAAUGGGUCUUUGGGCUCAUUUUUUUGUUGGGAAAGAGAUCAGAUUUGUUUCUUUCUGUUUAGGUUUCUUGUUGUCUGUCUAAUCUAUUUCUCUAAAUAAUUUAAACUUCUAGAGAGUGUUCUUGUCUUAAAAAAAUUGAUUUUUAUUAUCUUAGAAAAUAAGCUAACCGCCAAAAUCUAUCGACUUAGAUUUAUAAUGAAUUUUAUUGUACUAUUUUGCAGAGCUAUCUUGUGUCGUUUGAUCAAACAUUCUCAGUUGUCCUAAAUUUGAAAUGCUGCAAAGAAAAGUAAUAAAAUGCAUUGAAGAUGAAAUAUUUAAUACUGAAUUGAUCUGUUGGUGCUUUAUAUUCGAUUGUGUCCUGCACACUUAAAUAUAUUCUACGUUCAGCCAUUGAAAUAUAUUAUUCAGACGGGUUCUUACGCUUCUUUUGGCAUGUCAUUAUAGUCAAGGUCCUAUAAUUGUUGAUGAAGCGAUCGUUGGAACAGAAGAGACUGUGAAUAUUAAGUAUGGCAGUGAAAUAGUGUCCGGGCCUCAUAGAGAAGGUCAGAGAUUUAUUUCCGCACUUUUAUUUAUUAUGUUGCAUAUUUCUGGAGGAAAUAAUUUCAUCUUGAGACAAAAAGUCCUUUUUUUAUAUUUAUUUUGCAAUUACGCAUGUAUAUUCAUUGUGGAUUAAUCUUUUCAUGAAAAUUUAUUAUUAGUAGGAGAAGUUUUAUUAUUAUUGAUGUCCGAAAGUAAAUACCAGAAAGAUAGUGACGCAUCAAUAUUAGACGCAUCAAGUAUUUGUAUUUAUGCCCCCUUACUUCAGCGGCUGAUAUGCUCCUUUUUUCAGAGGCACUUGUGCAUCUAAUGGAGCUUGUGGCCAGUUUACUAAAAUGGCCUCUUUGAAUUUGUCAGUUCUGUAUUCGUGAUUGCAAGUAUCUAUCCAUCAAUGUGAUAGGAAAAAAAAUCUUUUUUUUUUCCUUGAAAAACUUUAUCUGUAAAGGAAUCCUCGUAACUCGUAGUUUUUCAUAAUAUCCACUUGUUUGUUGUGUUUUUUUGAAUCAUCGAUUUUAUAACCUUUUCAGGGCACUUGGUUUUCCAUUUCAAAGAAACUUCAUUUCAGAAGCAGGACACGAAAGCAUUAAUGGUUCAUUUCAUUUCUAAAUGUCUUAUUCAUUACCACAAAUUUUUCAUUUACUGGGGUUGGAGGACCUGAUCAACAUUUUUUUCCAGAUACCUUUAGAUGUUGAGCAUGCAAAAUGCAGCAUAUGCUUAAACAUCUGGCAUGAUGUUGUGACUGUUUCUCCUUGUCUUCAUAACUUCUGGUACUUGGUUAUUGAAUUUUUUUUAUAGAAAUGCGUAUAUCCCUUUUUACAUACCAUCUCGUAUUCCUAACAUGCUCACAAACUGUCACCCUGAAUUAUGUGUCUCCGAUCCUUUUUCAUCUUUAUAGCAAUGGCUGCUUCUCAGAGUGGUUGAGAAGGUCCGAGAAAAAGUGCAGAGAUGUUGUCUGCCCACAAUGUCGGGCUACAUUACAAUCUGUUGGUAGAAACUAUUUUCUCCGAAAUAUUGAAGAGGUACUGUACUAUUUUGUUUUUGUUGUGUUCUUAUCUUUUUUAUAGAUUAGUAAUGAAUUUAAUCCUUGAGAAUGAAAAAUUCAAUGGAUGGUCAUAGUAUAAUUUUUCGUUAUGCUUAUUUUCAAACUUUCAUCUUACUCUUAUAAUGAAUAACAGUUUGAAGUUGUAUCAUUCAUAUGUAAGAAUUUAUUUAUGAUUUAUACUGCUUCCUUCUGAUCUUGAAGAAAUCGAAGAAAUUAAUCUGAUGAAACGUGCAAAAUUUGAAUGCUGAAAAAUAAUUGCAAAAACUAGGCCUCCACUAUUGUGGCCCCUCCGUUCCUUUCUUGGGUCCUUUUGAGCCAUAUUUGGCCCAAAAUUUAAGACUAUAAGUGAAAAUUUUCCAACUGUCCCAACCCAUUAGAAAUUUGGUGGAAUGCUGGGAAUUGAAUCCAAUCCAUGUGUCUCAAAAAAAUGUGUAACUUUCGCCUACAUGAACGAUAAUUUGUUGAAAAACUAGUUGGACUGUUUCUUGCAAUAAUUCAAGUGAACUCUUAAUCUAGGGCGAUUGCUUACAUUCUAAAACAGCAGCAAAUGAAUUAUACUUCUGAACGUUGUAUUUUACAUAAAAAGGUGGUUCUAGGAAAGAAUCUUUCAUGAUAUUUGCGGAUUACAUGGAUCCAGUGAAACUGUGGUAUCCUCGAGGCCUAAGUCUGGAAGUCUGUAAUGGUAAUUGUUUUCUAAAAUUAAUCAGGAUUAGAGUUCUGGAAAGACCUUUUUAUUUCAUUAAUAUGCAUUCUUAUGCUCUGUUAUUAGUGUGUUUUGUUGGGUAAUUUAAAGUUGUCGUACUCAUGAAAUUGCAUGCAUCUGUGGUACAUAUUUUAUAUAGUUUUUUUUAAUCUAGUUACAUCAUGCGUUUGCAUAUUUUAAGGUUCUGAUUUCUGUUCAAGCUCUGAAGUUGAAGUCUUGCAUUUUUUGACCUUUGAUUAAUACUUUUAUGAAACAUUCUUUAUAUCGAUCACGAGCUCUGUUUACAUGAUUAGUCUUUUAUGUGCAGGCUAUCUUGCAGACAUUUCCAUUAUUAAGGACAUCCAAUGAUGAGCUUGCGUUGCUAGAUAAUCGUGCAUCAGUACGAUCAAAUCUUGUGAGUGUUUCUAUGGAGAUUUUAUUGAAAGCGUCUUUACCUAGAAUUUUUAUCCUUGCCUGUAUUACUUUAGUUAUAAAAUGACAUUAUGAUGGAUAAUAGAUGUAAAUCGUGGCUAGUUUUACAUUUUCUAGUGGUUGAUGUGUUCAGUUCUUUUGCUCUGAUUCUUAGAACGUGGAAAAUAAUAUUUUUUAAUGAUAUCUUGAUAUUGAUGCCACCUUUCACAUAAAGAUCAGUGUCAUUGGGGUAGAUGACCCAAACUGGGCUAUAAUAUUCCCUAGCACACUCAUGGUGGGCUUACUAUACAGUGUAUAGACUACCUAUUACAACACUGAAAUUGGCUUGGGGCUUGAUAAAAUGGCUAGCGAGUUGAAUCCUUGAAGGAAUAUAUUGUACUCAAGAAAUUGAUUUUGAUGAUAGUCAAUCACAAUUUUUAUAGUAAGCUGUGUUGCAUUUUUCUGUGCGUUUCAAACCAAAAAGUCGUCUUUAAAUUCUCAAAAUGCUUAAAAAAUGAAAUCAAUAUGGCACUAGUUGACCCCCUGGCAUGUUGUGUCUAUAACCUCCUGUCUUAUACUCAGAAAUAUAAUCUCCUAAAAUAAGCAUAUUUAAUGUUUUAUCAUUUAGUGACGAGUUCAUUUUCGCCUAAAAUUGGGAAAAAUUUGAAAACCGAGUUCAGGUUUCUCACUCUUAAUAUUUCGUGUUUGGAUGCUUAAUCAAUGUUUUUCUCAAUUUAUUGUUAGAAUUCUUUUCAGGAUCUAAAUAAUUUUUGAAACUAAAUCUUGCUACUCUAUUCUAACCACGACAAGGUUCGUGGGUCUUUUGGGAAUACAUUGAUCUUUUUCUCCUGUUCAUUAGGGCUGCUAGUGUCCAUUUAUUUGUUGCAUAAGAGAGUAAUUUUUUUCCAUACAUUUAUUGAUGAUGAGUGCAUGGCCGAAAGGCGUUGGAAAAUUAUGGUGCAUUAUUGUUUUCGGACUCGUUAAUUUACUUUUCUCAUUUGUAAUUUUCGUUCCUUGUACGGGUUUCAUAUUUAUUAGUCAAUUUAUCCAACCUUGAUGUCUUGAAUGAUUUCCAAUAUCAUUUUUGUUGAAUCCUAUCCGUCUUAUGUUAGGUACUAGGGGCUCAGAAACCCUCGUCAAGAAAUAGGUCAUCUGGAUUUUCAAGUGAGGAAAGCUUUGCCAGCGGUCUUGCAUGUCCUCAGUGUGGUAACAUGGAUCUCUGAAUCAUUUGUGGUUAUGAAUUAAGAUGGUAGUUUUAAUGGGUAUAGGCAACUUUUAUUUUUUUAUCUGAUGAAUUUAGUAUUUCUAAGGGGUCAUGCAUAUUUAGUUUUUUAGUUUUGCCAUCGCUUUGUUUCUAAUCACUUGGGUGUUUGCCUCGCCCACCUAUGAGCCUUUGAAUGUAUAUUGUGUAAUAUCACUCAAUUUUCAAACGAGAUGCGUAAUAUUUUUUUUAACUUAUAGGUUCCAUUACUCAACUCAGGUAUAUAAGGUUAAGGGCCUGCAAUGGUGGUAUUUUUUUCUCUUGUAAUUGACAAUCCUUAUUACUUGUAACUGAACACUUCCUUUUUACUUUGAGUGGAAAAUAUCUGUGAGUCGGGGUGGCUCUUUGGGCAUGAGCUUGAACUAGAAUGCAUCUGGUCGAAGAAACAGAUGAGACUUAAAAAAAACAUCGGGAAAAAAAAUUCGGCUAGUUUCCACCAAAAAUGUUCAAUGAAGCGGUCGGCGAUGUAGAUUUUCAAUUUUUCAUUUAUAGCUGAUAGUUGGCGACGUGGAUGCUGUGUUUUGAAGCAGACGACAGAGUUGUAACUUUAUCUGAUACAUUUUCUGGUUCUCAUUUUUUACUAGGUGAUCUUUCAGGAAAUCUGAUUGGUGGUUUCAAAUGUAACCGGGCAACUGCUCAUCUACAAUGUCAAGCAUGUAGUGGCAUGAUGCCUUCACGGCCUGAUGUUGGUAUCCCUCAACAGUGUAUACACGAAAACCAAUCUCUCUUUUAUUUUUUAAAAAUUGAGGUUUUCUUUUCCUUCAUCGACGUGGUUUCAUGAUUGCACUCAUAUGCGAUAUUGUUCCUAACUGUAUAAAAUCCCUCCUCCCUGGGUUUUCCUCAAGUACGUAGUUGAUAUUCCUACGAACAUUGCAUAAACGCACAAUUUGUGAAUGCUUCUCCUCCAAGCUCAUUGUUCUUUUCCUUUUUAUUUCAUCAGAAUAAGGUCAAAGUGUUCAUCAGUGAUGUCAAGAAGCAUAGAGAUUUCCACACUUGUGGUUUUUGACAAAGCAGUUAUAACAUUACCCUUGACUAAAAACAAUAUUCUCUUCCCCUUUGGUGAUCCUCUCUGAUCUCGUCGACACAAGAUAACCAUCAUCUUUUUUACCCGGAUUUAUAAAUUUUAAAAAAGUGAAAAGAUUUUCAUAGAAUGGAACAACCCCGCUCAGAUUAACUGAUAUUUGGCCUAUUUAAACCUGAUUGAUCUGUUUGAUUGGAUGGCUUUAGCCUUCAAAGAGGCAAGCAAGGAUGAUAAACUUGAUAAGGAAAGUAGGGAAGAAGAGAAAAUGGAAACCCUCAGCUGGAAGAGGAAGAGAAGGGAAAAUGAUAGAGAAAAACAGCCCACCCCAAUGACCUUUGGGGUCUUUGUUAUGUCCCAAUAAGAUACCCAUGUGUAGUAUAGUACGUGAUCAUAGCUUUAGAGGUCAAAGUGGAAAUACAAUGUUGUCUGGUGUGAUUCAUUGUGUCUAGGAUCCUGAUACCUUAGCCUCUGACACACCAUACAAUGCUCAGAACAUUUGACCUGUGCUUCAACUUUAAACUUGAAUUCACGCUUGCCUGGGUAUAGCAUAUGAUUUUUAUAUUCACAUCGAGCGUUUGGCAGUCGAAAAGUAGCAUUUGUUGCAUCUAGAUUCAAUCUUCUCCCUCUAAUUGUAUUAAGAUUUUGUUGCAGGUUUAGGAUGUGAUAGAGCAUUUUGUGGGGCUUACUGGCGAGCCCAAGGAUUGGACCCUGGAGGCGAAUAUACAAUUUGCAGCCCAGAAACCUUUCAACCUGUAUAUCAUCCAUGCUUCAUGCCGUAGUUGCUUUGUGCUGAAUUUUCACUUAUUUCUAACGGUUCUUUUCGAAAGGUUGACCAGGGACUGCGUUUAUAAAUGAAUUUAUGAAAAUUUCCUACAAGUUUACUUCUGUCGCUAUUUUUUUACGACUCUACAUUGAUAUUAGCAUCCUGAUAUUUUAUUGCUUAUUUUCCUCAUUAGUUUAUGUUUAUAUAGGCUCUUUGAUGGAGCAAAGCGAACUAUAAUGGCGUCAUUUUGCAUGUCUUGAGGCGCUAAUCUAAUAGAUUUUGAAUGUUUUUUUCGAUAUUUUUGGUAAUAGAAUAUUCAUAUUAUGUUUCCCAUUUGCUGCCCCUACCGUGUUCUAAAACUAUUUUUAAACGAUUCUAUUUGCCCUUGUUUCAGGCUAGAUUUGACCUGGAAAAUAUAUUUUCUCCAUUAUAUAUUGUUGACUAAAACUAAGAAAACGGUCCAAAUGGUUUUAUGAGAGCGUUCCAUGAAAAUUAUCUGAUUUUAUGUCUCGAGAAAAAUCAUGCAAGUAAGAACCAUGGAAGUGUCAGGUGACCUGGCAGCCUAGUCAGCAUCCAGCAGAAAUAUAGAUCAAACGUUGACCUCUCUUCUUGCCCAGUCUUGCAUGUAGCCGAGAAGGCCUUUGACCUGGCCCAUGGCACACAGUCUUGGGGCUCAUGUUGGGAGGAGUGUGCUACCACCAUUCUCUCAAACUUCCUCACUUCAAAUUAUCUUUCAUGUAUCAAGUAUAAUUAGAUUAAUCUCGAGCUCUGAUGAUUUUAAAACUGGGAACCCACCCAAGUGAUCUUCUUCUUCUACCAAUCAGCAACUAAGCUUGACCUCUGGCUACAAUAAUCCUGUAGUAAUUCUGUACUCUUGUGGGCUCAUGAAUUGAGCAUUAGAACCACAUACGGUUGACUUUUGGUUUAUCCUGCAGGCUUCACGUUGGACUAUCUCAAGAGUUCCAGAUACAACCCAUGAAUAUAACCGCUAUGAACAAGAUGUAUAAGAUCCCCCCCCCCCUUCCUUUUUUGUCUAUCUUUCCAUUCCCCCGUCCAUAUUUUAUCACUGAUGCAUGAGAAAUUGCUGCUUUAGAUCACAGAGUGGUGCAUUCGGCAGAUGGGCAAGACAGUCCAAGCGACAGUAUUGGAAUGGAUUACGAAGCUUGACAACAGGGAAAUCGGUAUCUUAGUUUCUUCUCUCUAUAUCAGAUGCAUGAUCUUCAUAUUGGCCAUUUAUGACCUUGGAGAGAUUAUCAAUUCAUAAAAUGACGUUGGCGAAUUCAAGAAUCUUGAUGAAGAAAUAAUUAUUAAUAUUCAUAAGUUAGGCCGCAUUAUGUCUACAUUUUUGCAGACCGUGCAAGGCUGCAGUUGAAACAUGCAGAGGCCGUGACGUCUAGAACCCACCUGUGCAGGUAACCAUCCAUGCAAAGUAUCUUAAUUUAUAUGCGAAUUAUAUCUUAUUAUCAUAUGAUUAAUAGGUCAAUCUAUUCCUCGCAGGGUUUUGUGGAGAUAUUCUAUUUUAUUCUAAUUUGUAUUGCUCUUUGACUAAUGCAGUGAUUGUUUCUGCAAGCUGGUCAACUUUCUCUUGUACUGGUUCCGACUAUCGAUGCCCAGACAUGUGAGUAUUCCCUGGUCUAGUUUUAGGGUUGUUUGACUUUUUACCUCUCCGUAAACUCGAAUUAUUACUAAGACCAUAUUACCCCUUGGAAAUUUUCCAACGCCUACUAAGUCAUCUAGUUAGUCUCCAUAAGAAUUAAGGCCCGAGGUAGCCCCACGUGGUUUCUCUAGAGAGAGAGAGAGAGAUUGAAGGGUGAUAUGAUGUCUUUCAAGAACUAGAUUAAACCAUGAUCAAUGCAGAGAUUAGAAGGAAGGCGACUAAAUAAUAAUAGUAGGGUAGCUUUCAGGAGCAUGUAGAUCAAAGGUGGAAGAAAGAGAGAGACUUUCCGAUUAUUCAAGCAGUUUUUCAGAGGCCAUAACCAGACAAGACGUCAUUCCCCUCGUCGACAAUUCCUAGACUUUUUCUUUUCUUGCUGAGAAAAUUACCCAUCCACAUUUCGUGAUCAUCGGAAGUUUAUGAAUAUUUAUUCAUCAUUGUUGAAGCUUUAUCUCUCUCUCUCUCUCUCUCUCUCUCUUUCCCCUUGUUGAUAGAAUUGAAUUCAUGCCUAUAACUCUCAUGCUGGUUCCAUUUUGGGGCAAUUAACCGGAGACUUGGCGUCUGCUUCAGCUUCUUCCGCCGGAUGCGUCCAACAGGGAGGACUGCUGGUACGGCUACGCCUGCCGCACCCAGCACCGCAACGCCGACCACGCCAAGAAACGGAAUCACGUAUGCCGUCCCACCAGAGGAUAG
Molecule: messenger RNA, 8946 nt
Organism: Spirodela intermedia
Lineage: Eukaryota; Viridiplantae; Streptophyta; Magnoliopsida; Alismatales; Araceae
Source: the annotation of a GenBank genome assembly